GUCACUUCCGGGGCCGGCCCGGGGCGCGCUGCCAUCCCGGCCCACCGGCGGGGCGCGGGCGCUGCAGGGGCCGGCCCAGCCCGGCCGGUCGCGCAGCCAUGGCCCUGGUGGCGGUGGACAAGGGCUACCCCCGCUCUCCGCGGGGCGCCGUUAAGAUCGCCCGCACGCUGGUGGCGCUGGUCACCUUCAUCUGCUUCGCGGCCUCCCGCUCGCACGAGGCGUACACGGCGCUGGCCGCCAUGGAGGCGGCGAUCACGGCGCUGCUGUUCGUGCUGAACCUGCUGCAGCUGGACAGGAAGAUGAGCUGGUUCUUCUGGCCGCUGGCGGAUGUUUUAAACUCGGUGAUCGCAGCCUUGUUCCUGGUCGUUGUGUGCCUGUUGGCGAUAAGCAUCAAGACCAACAAUGGGACACUGGCUGGAGGAGUGCUUGGUCUUAUCUUGCUUGUUCUCUGUGUUGUUGAUGCAGUUCUUAUUUUCCGGAAGAUUAGUCUUGAUGAACCAAGAAGUACUACUGCAGCAAAAUAAGAUACCAUUUUAGUAAAAGAAAGAUUUCUCCAUUGAUGACCAUUUUACUGUGCUCUUUUAAAGAAUCUGAAUUUCAUGUGUUCACCUUUGAAUUUCCUGUGCAUUUAUGUACAUUUUUGCAAGUACUGUUUGUAAGUUUUCUUAGAUUUACAAAAGUAGUUUAGUGUUCCAAUUUCACCAGUAUGAUCUUCAGGGAAAAUUCUCCUGGUUUUCUAAACUUAAUUACAUUUGCACCCCUGUGAAAAUUAAUUAAUAAUUGCCUUUUUUUCUCUAAUAAAAAAAAAAAAAGAAAA
This is a messenger RNA of Apus apus (common swift), 817 nucleotides long. RefSeq names its product chemokine like factor (gene CKLF). The record is from RefSeq and is a predicted model, not a curated record. Bases 99 to 524 code for a protein of 141 amino acids. Gene Ontology annotation, cellular component: membrane. NCBI's taxonomy places the organism in Eukaryota, Metazoa, Chordata, Aves, Apodiformes, Apodidae. The transcript is spliced from 4 exons.